This is a messenger RNA of Chrysemys picta bellii (western painted turtle), 3801 nucleotides long. It is a transcript of the gene CDH18, whose product is annotated as cadherin 18. Gene Ontology annotation, molecular function: calcium ion binding; cadherin binding. NCBI's taxonomy places the organism in Eukaryota, Metazoa, Chordata, Testudines, Emydidae. Gene Ontology annotation, cellular component: plasma membrane; adherens junction; catenin complex. Gene Ontology annotation, biological process: calcium-dependent cell-cell adhesion; cell-cell junction assembly; adherens junction organization. The record is from RefSeq and is a predicted model, not a curated record.
GCUAGCUUUGAAGCUGGGCUCUCCUAAACAUUCUCUCUCUAAGGGGGAUAAAAUACUGAAAAAUACUUGGUUUAAACUGCUGCCAAAACUCUUAUAGUUUGUACCACUUCUGGAAAAGACCCUGGGGACCAGCACUGGAAUCCUUUCUAUUGAUUGGCUGGUUAAAUAGAGGCCUAUUAGAUUCAGACAGGCUAGAUUGAUUAUACAGCAGCAGAAGGAGCUUAGACUCAGAGCUGAGAGAGCAAGAGAGGGAGAGAGUAUGUACUACAGCAUCAGUAUGUGACUGCUGGUGCCUGAUAACACUGAUACCUAGCUCCCUCAGUGGACAACUUACUGAGCUACCUUUUUCCUUCACGAGAGGAUGCCAGCCUCAAGCUUGUGCAAGCGAUGAUAGACUGGACCUUGGAAUAGUUCAUUUUACUUAUCUCCUAACAAGCUGCAUCUCUGAAGAAGAGGUUCAUUACUGAAAACAAAAAUUUGCCCUCUCCCCACUAAACCCACACAGCAUUGAUGAUAUACACAGUUUGAUCCUCCAGUGAAAGUUUGUGAGCCUUCCACGUCCACCCCUUGAUAUCUUCAUGGGAGAUGCUCAAGAUUGUUUAACCAACAUGCAUUUCUGAGCUGUGGGCUACUCAUCAAAUAAAAGAAUAUUUCAAAAGAGAAGACAUUUUGGAACAACAAAGGGAGAUUCUAAAAAAGGUUGCACCAGAGGCUCACAUCAAAAUUCAUAAGGCCAGUGCAACCAAUGCAAGAGCUGAAGACGAAAAGACAGCUGAGAAAAUAAUUCUCUGGAGAAAUUAGGAUACCUGUGUGUUUGAGCAUUGCAGAAGCAGUAAGAUUGGCUUGGCAGAUUGAGUGAGAGAAGGGAAGCACACAGCUACCAUUGGGCAGUAUAAAAUGGUUGGCUGUGGCAGUCUAUUGUGAAGACCUCGGAACAAAUACCAGAAAUUUCUCCACUCAGUUCUUCAUGAUGUAAAUGCAGUGUGACCUUUCCCCAAUGGGCAGUUAAACCAUGGACAUACGAAAAAAAAACAUUUUGGACUGUUUUUCUAAACCAGGCUUCACCUUCCCUCUCGGGGACCUAUUAAGGGAUUACAUCUGAAAAGAAAAGCAAAAGAGAGAAGGAAACAUUGAACUGGAAAGUUAUCCUACAAUGAGAAUUAUGAGCACAUCUUGUAUCUGCCCAGUCCUAGUUUGUCUCUGUUUUGUGCAGAGGUGUUAUGGAGCUGCUCAUCAUGGCUCCAUCAAGGUGACCAGAAAUCAAACCAAACACAUAGAAGGUGAAACAGAAGUGCACCAUCGUCCCAAGCGUGGAUGGGUAUGGAACCAGUUCUUUGUUUUAGAAGAACACCUGGGACCAGAUCCCCAGUACGUGGGAAAGCUACACUCCAAUUCUGACAAAGGUGAUGGAUCAGUCAAGUACAUCCUUACUGGAGAAGGGGCUGGAACUAUAUUUAUUAUUGAUGACACUACCGGAGACAUCCAUUCAACCAAAAGCCUAGAUCGAGAGCAGAAGACACACUAUGUGCUGCAUGCUCAGGCUAUUGACAGACGGACAAACAAGCCACUCGAGCCUGAAUCAGAGUUCAUUAUCAAAGUGCAGGACAUCAAUGAUAAUGCACCAAAAUUUACAGAUGGACCUUACAUUGUUACUGUGCCAGAGAUGUCUGAAAUGGGUACCUCUGUUCUACAGGUGACAGCUACAGAUGCAGAUGACCCUACCUAUGGGAACAGUGCCCGGGUGGUAUACAGUAUUCUUCAGGGACAGCCAUACUUCUCUGUUGACCCUAAAACAGGAGUCAUCAGGACCGCCUUGCAUAACAUGGACAGGGAAGCCAGAGAGCAUUAUUCUGUUGUCAUUCAAGCCAAAGAUAUGGCUGGGCAGGUCGGAGGGCUAUCGGGGUCAACAACUGUAAAUAUUACACUCACUGAUGUCAACGACAAUCCACCAAGGUUUCCUCAGAAACAUUAUCAGCUGUAUGUUCCUGAAUCAGCCCAAGUUGGAUCAGCAGUAGGCAAAAUCAAGGCAAAUGAUGCAGAUGCUGGCUCUAAUGCAGACAUGAAAUACACAAUUAUAAAUGGUGAUGGCUCUGGAGUGUUUUCCAUAUCCACUGACAAAGAGACACGGGAAGGAAUUAUUUCCCUGAAGAAGCCACUCAACUAUGAAAAAAAGAAAUCCUAUACACUUAAUAUAGAAGGAGCAAAUACACACCUUGAUUUCCGUUUUUCACAUUUGGGACCAUUUAAAGACGUAACAAUGUUGAAGAUCAUUGUUGGGGAUGUGGAUGAACCUCCACUAUUCUCUAUGCCUUCCUAUGUCAUGGAAGUUUAUGAAAAUGCGAAGAUUGGGACUGUUGUUGGUACAGUGGCAGCACAAGAUCCUGACAGCGCUAACAGCUUAGUAAGGUAUUUCAUUGACCAUAAUACAGAAGAAGAUAGGUAUUUCAUCAUUGAUGCUAACACUGGAACCAUUAAGACUGCCAAGAUCUUUGACAGAGAGGAAACGCCUUGGUACAACAUCACAGUUGCUGCUUCUGAGAUAGACAACCCUGGCCUGCUAAGCCAUGUUCCAGUUUAUAUUAGAAUCCUGGAUGUCAACGACAACCCUCCAGAGCUUGCCAGAGAAUAUGAUGUAGUUGUCUGUGAGAAUGCAAAGCCCGGGCAGGUCAUUCAGACUAUCAGUGCCACUGACAAAGAUAACUCUGCAAAUGGGCCAAGAUUCCAUUAUUCUCUUGAUGAAGGCCUUUCUUUGAAUCCCAACUUUACCCUAAGGGACAAUGAAGAUAACACAGCCAGUAUCCUGACCAGACGGAGGAGAUUCAGUCGAACUACUCAAGAUGUCUACUACCUCCCGAUUUUGAUUUCUGAUAGUGGAAUCCCUUCUCUCAGCAGCAGCAGCACCCUUACGAUCAGGGUCUGUGCAUGUGAGAGAGAUGGGCGCGUUCGGACCUGCCAUGCCGAAGCUUUCCUUUCCUCAGCUGGUUUGAGCACAGGAGCCUUAAUUGCAAUUCUGCUCUGUGUCAUCAUUCUUCUGGCAAUUGUGGUCCUUUUCAUUACAUUAAGACGCAGCAAAAAGGAGCCCCUGAUCAUUUCCGAGGAGGAUGUUCGGGAAAACGUUGUCACGUAUGAUGACGAGGGUGGUGGAGAAGAGGACACUGAAGCGUUUGACAUCACAGCCCUGCGGAACCCAUCAGCUGCUGAGGAGCUGAAGUAUCGGAGGGAUGUGCGUCCUGACGUGAAGCACGCACCUAGGCACCAGCCUUCUUCAAGCCUGAACAGUAUAGAUGUUCAUGAAUUUAUUAAACAAAGAUUGGCAGAGGCAGAUCUCGAUCCCAGUGUGCCUCCCUAUGACUCCAUACAAACAUAUGCAUAUGAGGGUCAUAGAUCAGAAGCCGGAUCUAUCAGCUCUCUGGAUUCAGUCACUACACACUCUGACCAGGAUUAUAAUUACCUUGGUGACUGGGGACCAGAGUUUAAGAAGUUAGCUGAACUCUAUGGAGAAAUAGAAUCAGAAAGAACAACUUAGUUACCAUUCCUGGAACAAGAAGUGUUUUAGUUCCCAAACAGGAGAGAGAACCACAGCAGCGGUAACAAGAAAUGAAUACGGUACUUGGAACUGAGCAAGGUGUACACAGUUACUGUAGAAACAAGUGCCCUUUUCAUAUUUGAAACUGGGUUCUUCAACUGGAAGAAAAUCAAAUUUUGAAAAAUACAGAAAAAAAAAGAAACAAUUGUCCUUUGUGUAUAUUUUUUAAUUGCUCAAUAAAGUCUGUGAUACCAUAUCCAUAACAAUACCUAAAA